Molecule: messenger RNA, 3057 nt
Organism: Pseudophryne corroboree (corroboree frog)
Lineage: Eukaryota; Metazoa; Chordata; Amphibia; Anura; Myobatrachidae
Gene: IPP
Product: intracisternal A particle-promoted polypeptide
Exons: 9
Coding region: 167-1921 (584 amino acids)
Molecular function (GO): protein binding
Source: RefSeq, a predicted model, not a curated record
CCAUCAGAGAGCAAUAAGCUAGGUCACAUACCACCAGGUGUCAGACAAUAGCAGGGGUGACGUUUCGGGCUGGAGUGCAGACCUGUGACAAGUUAUAGAGGCUAGUAGCAGCAAUGCACAGUAGAGGCGAGUAGUAGCAGGUUGUCUUAGGGGUAUUGCGCCAAUCAUGGACUCCGCGUCUGCAGCUAAGCCCAGCGGCAUUCUACGUUCCGUGGAGAAACAUGCACAUCUCGUGCUGCAGCAGAUUAACAAGAUGAGGCAACAGCUGGAGUUCUGUGACCUCCACAUACACAUCAGACAGACAGUGUUCGGGGUGCAUAAGUUGGUUUUGGCUGCGAGCAGCCCGUACUUUGCAGCCCUGUUGUCCGGCUGGAUGAAGGAGUCCUCGGAAAACGUGGUGCACAUUCAGGACGUGGAGCCCGGCAUCUUCCAGCUACUGCUGGACUUUAUUUACUCAGGGUCAGUAAACAUCAGUACAGAGAACGUGCAGGAAUUGAUGACAGCGGCAGACAUGUUACAGCUCAAUCAUGUAGUGGAGUUGUGCUGUGAUUUCCUAAAGGAGCAGAUUGAGCCAGCGAACUGUAUCGGCUUCUUCCAAUUCUCUGAGCAGCUGACCUGCCAGCCCCUCCUGGAGUUCACAGAGAGCUACAUCCAUGGACAUUUCCCAGAGGUGCAGAUGGGUGACGAAUUCCCGACUCUGACCAAAGACCAGCUGAUCCGGAUCCUGCGCAGUGAAGAGCUGUGCAUUGAGGACGAGCAUCAGGUGUUCUCCGCUGCAAUGACGUGGCUCCAGAAAGACACCUCAACACGCAAGAGACAUGUAGUGGAGGUUCUGGAGCCUGUGCGCUUCUCCCUGCUUCCCCCACAGAGACUUCAGAAAAACAUUGAAGAAGUUACAGAUUUCAGCCUGCGGGUGGCGCUGCAGACUCUGCUGAGGGAAUACUGCGAGCCUAGCCUAUCGCCUAAAGACAAGAAACUCUGCAGCUUUCUGCAGACCUCACGUGUCCGGCCACGGAGAAAGGCUCGGAAAUUCCUCUAUGCAAUAGGGGGAUACACUCGCUUGCAGGGUGGGCGCUGGAGUGACAGCAGAGCUCUCAGCUGCGUGGAGAGGUUUGAUACAUUCAGCCAGUACUGGAGCACGGUGUCGUCUCUGCCUCAAGCUCGCAGCGGGAUGAGCGCAGCCGUGCUGGAGGGAAGGAUCUAUGUUGUUGGAGGUGAGAAGGACUCCAUGAUUUUUGACUGCGUAGAAUGCUACGACCCUGUGAGUAAGCAGUGGGCCGCAGUCCCUUCUAUGAACCAGCCACGCUGUGGUCUAGCGGUGUGCUCCUGUCAUGGCGUCAUCUAUGCUAUGGGUGGCUGGGUAGGGUCAGAGAUUGGAAAUGGCAUUGAGCGCUUUUCCCCGGAGGACAACACUUGGCAGAUGGUUGGGAAGAUGACUGUGCCGAGAUUUAACUUUGCUUGCUGCGAGAGACAAGGGCUGAUCUAUGUCGUUGGUGGAAUUGGUCAGGAGGGGCUAGAACUUGCUUCAGCAGAAGUGUUUGAUCCCAUUGCCAAGCGCUGGACUGCCCUUCCUUCUAUGGGCACCCGAAGGGCAUAUCUGGGUGUUGCCUAUUUAAAUGACUGUUUGUAUGCAGUGGGCGGCUGGAACGAGGAGCAGGACGCCCUGAACACUGUGGAAAGGUUUUCCUUUGAAGAGGAAAAAUGGCUGGAGGUGGCACCAAUGAAGAUUGCCCGAGCCGGCGUAUCUGUGGUCAGUGUGAAUGGGCUGCUGUACGCCGCAGGAGGAAGAGCCACAGCCCAGAAUUUUGUGGCUCCUGUGACUUCGGACUCUGUUGAAGUUUAUAAUCCCCACACAGAUUCAUGGACUGAAAUCGGCAGCAUGAUUACAAGUCGCUGUGAGGGCAGCCUGGCUGUUCUGUGACCGUGCGCGGUACUGAUUGCGUUACUUGGCGAUGGUAUAACCCGAAAAUGGCAGGCUGGCCUUGCCGUUAUAUAGCGUCAAACACUGCAUGGUGUGCCUGGCGUUAUAACCAGAUAGUGUCAGCAGCUGUUUGGGGUGCCUGGCGUUAUAACCAGGUAGUGAGCUGAGUGGGGUGCCUGGCGUUAUAACCAGAUAGUGUCAGCAGCUGUUUGGGGUGCCUGGCGUUAUAACCAGGUAGUGAGCUGAGUGGGGUGCCUGGCGUUAUAACCAGAUAGUGUCAGCAGCUGUUUGGGGUACCUGGCAUUAUAACCAGAUCGUGUCAACAGCUGCGUGGGGUACCUGCGUUAUAACCAGAUAGUGUCAGCAGCUGCGUGGGUUGCCUGGCAUUAUAACCAGAUAGUGUCAGUAGCUGCGUGGGGUGCCUGGCGUUAUAACCAGAUACUGUCAGAAGCUGCGUGGGGUGACUGCCAUUAUAACCAGAUAGUGUCAGCAGCUGCGUGGGGUGCCUGGCGUUAUAACCAGGUAGUGAGCUGAGUGGGGUGCCUGGCGUUAUAACCAGAUAGUGAGCUGCGUGGGGUACCUGUGUUAUAACCAGAUAGUGUCAGCAGCUGCGUGGGAUGCCUGGCGUUAUAACCAGAUAGUGACAGCAGCUGCGUGGGGUACCUGUGUUAUAACCAGAUAGUGUCAGCAGCUGCGUGGGGUGCCUGGCGUUAUAACCAGAUAGUGACAACAGCUGUUUAGUGGGCAUUGCAUUUUAAUAACCAGAUACUGGAGGUCGGCAAAGUCGGUACUUGGUUAUUGUAGCAGCUGGAUGGGGAACUUGGUGGCUGUAUAGGUAGGUGGUAGUGCCAGACACUAAGGAAUGAGAACAUCCGUUUCAGAAAGGGUAAUAAUUGUGCUGGUGGUUCGGAAGCCAGCGGCUUAUUCAUCGUAAUACUCUCAGUUAGUGUGAUGGUACAUUGCAGAGUAUAUACUAUUGCUGCAUCCAUAAAUACAAUCCCAAACCUAUAUAUACCACACAUGUGACUGCGGAGGCCUCACAUCUAGCUAUAAUGAGGGGUAAUGCUGCACUUGGUGACAAUAUGGUGUUUACUGGUUUGAGACUUGUACAAUAAAACACGGUUGUUUUGUUUUAA